This is a messenger RNA of Vigna radiata var. radiata (mung bean), 858 nucleotides long. Its product is annotated as 14 kDa proline-rich protein DC2.15. The record is from RefSeq and is a predicted model, not a curated record. Lineage: Eukaryota; Viridiplantae; Streptophyta; Magnoliopsida; Fabales; Fabaceae. The transcript has a single exon. Bases 48 to 578 code for a protein of 176 amino acids.
UCCCCUUCCCAUUCAACACUAUCAGCACUUUUUUACUUUCUUUCUCUAUGGCUUCCCACAAACUCCUCACCAUUUUCCUGCUUUCUCUCAUGUCUUACUCUUCAUUCAGUCAGGACUGCACACCUCCAAAGCCCGCACCCACACCACCUACUCCAAAGCCACCACCCAGUCCAAAGGUAAGCCCGCCGCCCACCCCAAAGGUAAGUCCACCACCCUCGCCCACACCGCCCAGCCCAAAGCCCAGCCCAAAGGUAAGUCCACCAACCUCGCCCAAUGCCUGUCCUCCUACUCCUCCUACUCCUACUCCUCCUCCACCUGCUUCCUGUCCUAAAGACACCCUAAAGCUAGGUGUUUGUGCCAAGGUCUUAGGACUUGUGAACAUUAUUGUUGGAACUCCACCUACGAGUGACUGUUGCGCUUUGAUCAAAGACUUGGCGGAUUUGGAAGCUGCACUUUGCCUUUGCACUGCCAUUAAGGCCAAUGUGCUUGGAAUCAACUUGAAUGUUCCUGUCACGCUCAGCGCGAUCCUCAGUGCGUGUCAGAAAACUGUUCCUCCUGGCUACCAAUGUCCCUCCUAGGAUUCAAAAUAAUUAGGUUCACUUCUCAGAUAUAUACCAUCAUGCGCUUUAUGAUUCAUCUAGUGCUUUUAUACGCAUUUAUUUCGCAAUUGUUCUUGUUUUAAUCCUUGUGUUCUUCCUACAGUACUAUUGUUGUUAAUUAAUGUUUGUUGCAUCAGUUUUCUAUACUCGAAUUAUUGACAGGGCAAGCUUGUUUGCCUUGAUUUGUCUCCUGCCUCGUACAUGUAUCAUGGAAUAUUGUCUUAUUUCAUCAUUAUGUCCACAUUCCUACUUACUCUUU